This is a messenger RNA of Pistacia vera, 516 nucleotides long. Its product is annotated as 3-hydroxybutyryl-CoA dehydrogenase-like. Gene Ontology annotation, biological process: fatty acid metabolic process. Gene Ontology annotation, molecular function: NAD+ binding. NCBI's taxonomy places the organism in Eukaryota, Viridiplantae, Streptophyta, Magnoliopsida, Sapindales, Anacardiaceae. The record is from RefSeq and is a predicted model, not a curated record. The transcript is spliced from 2 exons. The coding region runs from base 52 to 495 and encodes 147 amino acids.
AUCUCUUUCGUACCAUUUCUCCACUCGCGGAGUACUUGCUACUGUUGCAAAAUGGAUGAGAUCAAGGCGAUCGGCGUGGUGGGCGGUGGCCAAAUGGGCUCGGGAAUCGCCCAGCUCGGCGCCAUGAACGGCUUGGACGUGUGGCUCCUUGACUCCGACCCAGAUGCCCUGGCUAGAGCCACCAAAUCUAUUUCCAGUUCCAUCCAAAAAUUUGUCUCCAAAGGCCAGCUUUCUCAGAAGGCGGGAACUGAUGCUAUGAGACUUCUAAGGUGUACUUCAAAUUUGGAAGAACUUCGUUCAGUGGAUAUUGUAAUUGAAGCUAUUGUGGAAUCCGAAGAUGUGAAGAAGAGGCUGUUUCUUGAGCUAGACAAGAUUACUAAACCUUCUGCCAUUUUGGCAUCAAAUACAAGUUCCAUAUCUAUUACUCGGCUCGCGUCUGCUACCAGCAGACCGCGCCAGGUGAUACUCAGAAUAUCCUAUAAAACAUUUAUUUAAAAGGCCAUUGCAUUUUUAUUU